Messenger RNA from Polyodon spathula (Mississippi paddlefish), 4849 nucleotides. Its product is annotated as galectin-related protein A-like. The transcript has 5 exons. The record is from RefSeq and is a predicted model, not a curated record. NCBI's taxonomy places the organism in Eukaryota, Metazoa, Chordata, Actinopteri, Acipenseriformes, Polyodontidae. Gene Ontology annotation, molecular function: carbohydrate binding. Bases 229 to 753 code for a protein of 174 amino acids.
AUGACGAUUGUGUGUCCAGACAGGGAUUAAGGUUUGUAACACGUCACCGUUUGUCAUUUUCUAAAUUAAGAGUACAGCAGGUUGCUUUCUGCUAUACUACAUCUUCGCCUUAAAAUAAGACACCUUAGCUUUCAUACGCGCAGCGUUUUUUCCAUUGACACAGUCUGGAUUUGACCUGCCUCCCUGCUCAGCUGAUCAAUCGAUUUCUCCUAUGGUACACUGUACAAGAUGGCGGUAUCGGGCACAGAAAUGGAUGGAAUAAAUAUUGAUGGAUUCCUGAACAACUCAUUCGGGUCAUCUGGACUAGGGUCUCCAGACCUUGAAGACUUUACACGCCUGUUGACUGUUCCUUUUAGUGGCCGAAUAAAGGGAGGAAUGAAACCAGGCAAAAAAAUUAUCGUGAUGGGGAUUGUGGACCCUGAGCCUGAAAGUUUUGACAUCAGCCUCACUUGCGGUGACACGGACGAUUCUCGUGCUGAUGUGGCUAUCGAGCUGAGUGCCAGGUUCCCUGACAAGCAAUUCCUCAGAAAGGCGUGUGUGUCGGGAGAAUGGAGUGCUGAAGAAACGCCAAUCCCCUACUUCCCGUUCAUUCAGGACCAGCCAUUUAGGAUUGAAAUCCAUUGUGAGCACCAGCGCUUCAGAAUAUUUGUGGAUGGACACCAGCUCUUUGACUUUUUCCACCGUGUUGAGUCUCUACCGGCCAUUGACACAAUAAAGAUUAAAGGGAGCCUACAGAUAACUAAACUGGGCUAGGCUGGCCAUCAGAAUGAGGGGCUUCUUUGGGUCCAUGCUAGUGGGAGAGUCAUUCUUCAAAAACUACAGUCCUACAAUAGUAGCACAGCUGGGUCUGUUUACACACUGACAAUGCCUUUUUUUGAGUGAGCUUUGUCAGGUGAAUGAACCCGCUGUUUGACUUUAACAAAUAUAGUGAGAGGACAAUUUGCCACUAAAUAGCGUGUGGAUUCUUGGUGGCAAUUUAAACAAACUAAUGUUUGGUCUAUCUUAAGGAAGUCUCUAACAAAUACAGUCCUUCUUCUUAUAGGGAUAUCACAAUAUAACGUUUGCAGUAACAGCAAAUACAUAUUACAGAGAUGACUAUAUUAUUAUGAUAGAUAUGACUAAAUUCUAAAAUAAACAAAUACAUUUUUUCAAUUCAUGAAAAUAGGCUCUCAGGAAAAGAAGUGAUAUGUAUUUGUCUUCAGUGUAAUAAUAUUAUGGUAAGUUGCUACCUGACAAGCCGUUUUGAAAUCCGGGCGAAGUUUUGCGUGACCAAUAAAUUAUGUUAUCUUUAGCCUAAUUAGUAAAAAUGAAUUUGCAAUGUGAUUAAUUCUAAUAUAUUGUGAUGUCUCUAAUUAAAAUGUAGCAGCUUAUUAUUAUCCACUAAUUUGUGAGAAUGCUAACAAGUGCUAAUAAUGUCAAAAUGAAGUGUUCUCUUUUUGCAGACAAGAUAUGUUGUUGUGGGUUUUUUUUUUUGUCAGUAUUUUUAUGCACUGAAAUAAAGAAGCACAACAAUAAGAAUAAUAUAUUCUAACCAGGGUGAUGUCCAGAAUAGAAAUGUUUUGAUUGCAGUGUAUGUAUGUAAUUUGAAUGACAUACCGUAUGUGCUCUGUCUCACUGCAAAAGUGCUUUACUUUUUAUUGUAAUAAUCUGUGAUAGUAAUAUUAAUAGGAGGACCUGAAUUUUUUGAAUGUAUACAUUUUUUUCUUGUAGAGUGGUGCAAAGAAUUCAGAUUUGACUUCCCAUUUUUAUAGCCACAUUGAAAUUGUCUUUACCAAUAGAUAUUUAAAUGAUUAUCCACUGGGUGCUUCUCUUCUGUUGACUGAAAACAAUGAGAUAAGAAUCAAUCUGAAUCCUUAAAGGGAGUUGAUUUUAAGUACAAGGUCUGGAUUUUUUGCAACUCUGUAUGUUUUAGGCUAGUCGUGUACAUUUGGCUUGUCGUUUUAAAUCUAAAUAGCUUAUUUGUUGUCGCUAAGAGGAACAUCAUGUCACGGCCAGUGUAUGGGAUCCUCUUACAUCACCAACACAUCAGCCAGUCCUCAUGUUAGGAGUGUUUCAACACUAGCUUUAUUAUAAGCUUUAACAUUUUUGUGACUUAAAGAUAGCAAUGAAAAUAGGUGAAAAAAAUGUUAAUUGAACAUAGUCUAUAUAUAACAUUAAUGUGAACCUGUCUUUUGUUGUAUGUGUGAAAUCAGACAGUUUCACUCUGAUGCUUUUAAGGCAGCAUUAAAUUCAGCUCCCAGGUACAUGAUGAUUGGAAGAAUGUAUACCCCACAGGGCCAAUGGCCAAAUUCAGAAAUCAUUAGUAUACCUGUAUAUAUGCAUUGCAGUUUUAUGCAUUUCUUGGCUGACUAAUGUUAUUGUGAAUAACAUUAGUAUUAUUUGUGAGUUUUUUAUGAAGUUUAUUUGAUAGAAAUGCAACAGGAUAUUUUUGAGGUCAACAGGGUAUUGUUUUUGUAGAUGAGAUAUGUAAGUUAAAAUGGAUUGUCCCUGAAUUUUUAUGCCAACAUUGAAUAUGAAUCUUGAAAACCUAUGUUCAGCUUUUUUGUACUUGAGAAUUGGCAGUUAGUAAGCAAUAAGCCCCCCAAAAUAGGGCAUUUCCCAGAACUUAUUUGUGUUUGAUAAUCGGGGGGGGGGGGAUACUUUAAAAUUGACUAGAUGUGCUAGAUGAAUGUGCUUUUUGCUUUAGAAAUAUACAUGCUGAUAUGGUUGGGAAAGUAAUGUGAUGCAGCUGGCUGUAUAGGCUACAAUGAUAUGGAUAGAUAUAAUUGAAUUGAUAAUGUUAUGUUUCAAUGUUUUGUUUUUUUUAAGAUCUUCUUUCUCAAUGAAAACAAUAUCUGUGUUUACUGAUAUGAAAUGUUUGUGAAUAAUUAUUCAAAUAGCAUAGCAAAGAUGUUACGGUCAGGGUGUAACUCCUUCCCGGUUUUGUAGCUGUGCACCGUGUUGUAGUAAGUGUAAAAAAAUGCCUUUGUCUUAUGUGGAUCCAGAACUGGGGGUGGAUAUGGGUUGCGAUGUUGUGAUUUUGGGAAACAGCUUUUUGUAGUUUUUCCUAAUGCCUAGAUUGGUGGCACAGUUGUGGAUCCAAACCAGGACUUUGUGGUUCUAACCAGAUCUAUAAUUACUUACUAGAACACCAAGGUUUAAAUAAACAAUUAGAACCUCAAUGGGACUAAGUAUUGGUGCUCAAUUCAGUACUUACUGACCUGGCUGGAAGAAGUUCCUGGAUUGGAAGAACCACAACAGAGUACCAUUUGCCUAGAUGGUAUUCCUUUGUAUGGCAGGAGAGUUUUUAAGUGCUGCUAAUCAUUAACCUAAAGCUGUAGAAAUGAUAGAGGCAUAUCUCCUGAAAGAAGGACACACAAAAACAAACACUAAUAAAAAAAGUGUAUGUCACAAUGCAGGAACAGGGUAGUCUUGCACUUUUUGUAAAGUUCUAUAUUGUUUUCAUCAAUGUUGCUCUUCUAAUCCUGGUAUUCCUGGCAAAUGCCUGUUCUAUCAACUUUGUACAGUACCAACCAGCAUUACUGAGAUGAUCAGAAAGCCUGUUACAAUUACCACCUCCUGUUCUUCCACCUGGAUCCACAUUAGCUUCUACUUGUUUCUACUGUAAUGAAAUGCAACUUAGACUGGUUUUGAAAGCUUUUUGCUCCAGAGCACAUUUCUGCCAUUUGUUUAUUCUCUGAAAGUAAAUGAACUGGGAAAAUUACAAAAACCACUAAGAACCACUUAAGGUAUUCCAUUCCGUUUGACAAUGCCUGAAGAAUUUUGAAUAACAGGAAAAAAAAAAAAAAAAGUGCUAAUUGUGAACUGGAGCAAAAAGCUUAGAAAACUUGAUAAUGUCAAACUGAUUAUAACUAGCUGUGGCUGUUAAUGUAUUAGUCUUUAUGGUAGAGGACAAUUAUAUAUUAUUUGGCAACUGCAAUGUAAUUAAUGUUAACUAUUAGGUAAUUAUUUUACCAUUACUAAUUUACAUAAUGAAUUACUGUUAUACCACAUUGUAAGUUAAUUGAUCAUUUUGAAGGGGGUAGUUAGAGUAAAUAAACACAAACAUGUACAUUUUAUAAACAAUAUAUAAAUAAUAAGAUACUGGCAUGAAUGCUAAAAUAAUUACCCAAUCAUUCAAAGUAUAAUGACCCUUAUAACUGUAGUUGACAAACAAUUAACUGUAUUAUAUAAUUACCUGUGCCCUGUAACUGGAAGCAUUACAAGAAAACACAUCCCAAGUAGACAUUUUUUUUUUUCUCAAACCUAGCGCUGCUCUAAUAAAGAUAAUGGUUUUACAAAGUACAGGAAACUGUGUAAAGUGUGUUAAACUGCUAACACAAAGCAAUGUAUUGUAUGUACAAUCAUGUUUUGCUGGCUGUGGAAGACCUGUUAUCAGAGUUCAAAAGCAGUCCCUUCCUGUUUUGGCAUUUGUCCAGUGUGCAUAGGUCUAAUGUAUGCAGAAGACAAGUAAUCUGUUAUCUAAAAAGAGCAGUCAUUGAAUGACCCUCUUUUAGACCAAAAAACCUUGUCAACAACUGUCUUAUUUGAAAGCACUUUAAACAUCAGAAUUUUUUAAUGAAACAAGAGCACAUGGACUUGGUAUUACAAUGUCUUUAGUUUAAAUAAAUAUUCUUUUAGUGCUUCCAUUGCCAUUAUAAUUUUGUACAUGCACUGUGAGUUCCUGGCACUUUUUUUUUCCACAACUGGUGUUAAUGCAGUGUCAAAUACUGCCUAAGGCUACCAGAUGCCAGUCUGAAGUUGGCAUGCUUAAAAAGUGUAUUUUAAAUGUGUUGUGUUUACUUCUGUUUUUGUUUUUGUCAGUAAAUCAUUUCCUUGUUAUCUCAUGACAGGUAUCAUUCCAAAUAAA